GCGGGGGGCUCGCCCCACUCCCGCCCAGCGCAGCCGCCGCGGCGGGGCCGGCACCUCCCCAAGUGCCGCACCAUGGGCAGCCAGGGCUCCAAGGCGGCGGGCGGCGACCCCGACACCGCCAAGGCCAACGGGCAGGAGAACGGCCAUGUGAUCUACAACGGGGACAUGACGCCCAAGGCGGGGGUCGAGGUAGCCCCGCAGAACGGGAACGGCUCGGCGGACCCCCCCAAGGAGGAGAGCGAGGGCGAAGCGGGCGGUGCGGACGCCAUCGAGCCCGCCCCGGCCGCCGCCGACGGCGCCGAGCCCAAACCCGAAGGCGCCGCGGCCCCCAAGGACGCCCCCAAGAAGAAGAAGAAGUUCUCCUUCAAGAAGCCCUUCAAGCUGAGCGGCAUCUCCUUCCGCAAGAACAAGAAGGAAGCCGGGGACUCCUCCGGCUCCUCGCCCACGGAGGAGCAGGGCAGGAGCGAGGAGACCCCGCCGGGGGUGCAGCCCUCGGCUCCCCCCGAGGAGGGGCCGGCCGAGGAGCAGGAGGGCGGCGAGCCCAAGGAUGGAGGAGAAGGCGCGGGCAGCCAGGAGGAGGAGAAGCAGCAGCAGCAGGGAGGGGAGAGCCACGGAGACACUGCCAAACCCGAGGAGCCCUCGAAAGCCGCGGGGCCGGAGCCCACAGCGAGCCCGGCGGCGGAGCAGAAGGAAGAGUAGAGGCCACUCGGGCAUCGUCCUCAGCGGGGACUCUCACGCCGCCCUCCGACCCUCCCUGAGCAGCCCGGAUCGCCACGGACUCGCCCACACCGCCCCGG
This is a messenger RNA of Vidua chalybeata, 797 nucleotides long. It is a transcript of the gene MARCKSL1, whose product is annotated as MARCKS like 1. NCBI's taxonomy places the organism in Eukaryota, Metazoa, Chordata, Aves, Passeriformes, Viduidae. The record is from RefSeq and is a predicted model, not a curated record. Gene Ontology annotation, molecular function: actin filament binding; calmodulin binding. Gene Ontology annotation, biological process: central nervous system development; actin filament organization. Gene Ontology annotation, cellular component: cytoplasm; plasma membrane.